Messenger RNA from Galdieria sulphuraria, 1189 nucleotides. RefSeq names its product plastid terminal oxidase. Gene Ontology annotation, molecular function: alternative oxidase activity. Bases 32 to 1168 code for a protein of 378 amino acids. The record is from RefSeq and is a predicted model, not a curated record. Lineage: Eukaryota; Rhodophyta; Bangiophyceae; Galdieriales; Galdieriaceae. The transcript is spliced from 8 exons. Gene Ontology annotation, biological process: alternative respiration. Gene Ontology annotation, cellular component: mitochondrion.
AAACUAAAUUUUGAAUUGAUUUCAAUUGGAAAUGGUUGCCUAUUUAUGUUUCUAUUGGAAUACUAGUCAGUCUGUUAUAUUUUACAAAACAAGGCAAUGCAAAACACUUUGUUGUAAUAAGGGUAGUUUUUCAACGAAACCCAAGUUUUAUAUAAGGAACAAGUUGAAGCGUCCAUUGGGUUAUCGAGUCCAACCAACUAUGGAGGAUAGAACGAACUUUGCAACGACAAGUAUUCAAGGAGACUCAAAUAGCACUGGAGAGUCGAAUAUUUCUCAAGCUGUUGGUUAUUCAGAGGAGAGCGAUAUGUAUGUUGACUUGAGGGACUCUCCGAAUUUUCAAGUAAAACCUGCAGGAGUCAUAUCUUUGGCUUGGUUACACUUUAGAAAGGAAUUGGAUGGACUCAUUCGAAGUAUGGGUCAAUUUUUGGGUUGGAUAGAAAAAGAUGAAUGGAUACCUCCCGACUGCUUUGGUUUUCGUUUGGAUAAUGAAAAAGUAUUUGAAAGACAAAGAGAAAGAGAAAGUAAACAGGAGAGUUACAUAACAACUCCCCGAUGGAGUCGUUGGAUAUACGAUGCCUUGUGUGGUUUUAUUGAUUGGGCUUAUAAAGACAGACCUGUUGAAAGGUUUUGGUUUUUGGAAACGGUUGCUCGUAUGCCCUAUUUUAGUUAUAUUUCAGUACUUCAUCUCUAUGAAACUUUGGGUUGGUGGAGGAAUGGAGAAUUGCUCAAAAUACAUUUUGCAGAAGAGUAUAAUGAAUUUCAUCAUUUGUUGAUUAUGGAGUCGUUGGGUGGCGAUCGAAAAUGGUUGGAUAGAUUUGUAGCCGAACAUGCAGCAGUAUUUUAUUAUUGGAUAUUGGUGUUAUAUUUCUUUCUUUCUCCUUCACUUGCCUAUAAUUUUUCAGAGUUGGUAGAAGCACAUGCAGUAGAUACUUAUACGGAAUUUUUACAAACCAAUGAAGAACUACUGAAACAGUUGCCUCCUCCCAAGAUAGCUGAACGUUAUUAUUUGGCUGAUAAUUUGUAUAUGUUUGACGAAAUCAUACUCCAGGUACUAGGAGACCUCCUUGUGAUAAUCUCUACGAUGUAUUUUGUAAUAUUCGUGAUGAUGAAAUGGAACAUGUCAAGACAAUGCAUGCCUGUCAGGAUUACUCAAAACUGGGUAAAAUAGUACUCAGUCCACAUGCCACAU